Molecule: messenger RNA, 2803 nt
Organism: Ricinus communis (castor bean)
Lineage: Eukaryota; Viridiplantae; Streptophyta; Magnoliopsida; Malpighiales; Euphorbiaceae
Product: vacuolar protein sorting-associated protein 9A
Exons: 5
Coding region: 391-1824 (477 amino acids)
Biological process (GO): vesicle-mediated transport
Cellular component (GO): cytosol; endocytic vesicle
Molecular function (GO): guanyl-nucleotide exchange factor activity; small GTPase binding
Source: RefSeq, a predicted model, not a curated record
GGGUCCAAUGAGGUAGUGAAAAUAUUAAACAGAAACGGAUACAAGAGCUGUGUUGUGAAUUGAAGGGCACCGACCCGCUAUCAUCCUGACUCGUUUUCCUCGUGUUUACUUAGCCAAGCAGCACGGUUGAGCCUUUAAGACCAAACCAAAAAAAUAAAUAAAUAAAUAAAUAAAUAAAAAGUAAAAAAGGAAAAAAUAAAAUAAAAUUAUGAAGCUGAUUUGUAAUAGUAUUCGUUUCUUUGAAGACGCACGCGCACUUUACUUGAAUUCAGCUGGUCUCUACUCUCCUGGCAUCUAAUCGUUCUGUCUCUCAAAGACGAUCAAUCUAUAAGAGCUUAAAUUUGCGGUUUAGAAAGUAGAAAGAAAAAAGUCAAAUCAGACGGUGGAAGAAUGGAGAACGCUGACGUGUUUCUCGGAUUACACGACUUCCUAGAGCGUAUGCGUCAACCGUCCGCCUCUGAUUUCGUUAAAUCCAUCAAGAGCUUCAUUGUUUCUUUUUCGAACAAUGCUCCUGAUCCAGAAAGGGACAGUGCUUUGGUACAGGAGUUUCUUGCCAACAUGGAAGCAGCUUUUAGGGCUCAUCCACUUUGGGCUGGUUGCUCUGAUGACGAAUUGGAGAGUGCUGGUGAAGGACUCGAGAAGUAUGUAAUGACAAAGUUAUUUACCCGUGUAUUUGCUUCACUUCCAGAUGAUGUUAAAGCUGACGAGCAGCUUUCUGAGAAGAUGUCUUUGAUUCAACAGUUCAUUCGGCCAGAAAAUUUAGACAUUAAGCCACCUUUUCAAAAUGAAACAUCAUGGCUGCUUGCUCAGAAAGAACUGCAAAAGAUCAAUAUGUACAAAGCACCAAGAGACAAACUUGUAUGCAUUCUCAACUGUUGCAAGGUCAUUAAUAACUUACUUCUUAAUGCUUCAAUUGCUUCAAAUGAGAAUCCCCCUGGAGCUGAUGAAUUUCUUCCUGUCGUUAUAUAUGUUACUUUAAAGGCAAACCCUCCUCAACUGAACUCAAACUUAUUGUAUAUACAACGGUACAGGUCUCAGUCCCGGUUAGUUGGUGAAGCAGCCUACUUUUUCACAAAUAUGCUUUCAGCAGUCUCUUUCAUUUCCAACAUUGAUGCAAAUUCCCUUUCAAUGGAGGAAGCUGAAUUUGAAAAGAACAUGGAAUCUGCUCGAGCUCUUCUGUCUGGCCUUUCAACUGAUUGGGAUAGUCUGUCUAAUCAAAGUGAUCAAAGUGCACGAAAUAAUUUUAAGCCAGAAGUUAUGGAAUCCCAACCUCGAGCCGUGGAUUCUAAGAAGGCAAGGGAGUCAUUGAUUGGUUCUAAAUCUUCUGAAGCAAGAUCUGGUAGUAAGAACUUACAAUACGCGAAAGAUGAGUCAUUCAUGACAAAGGUUUCAUCUCUGUCGGACAUAGAGAACAGAGGAGCUGUGAUGCUUUUGAAGGAGGACCUGGCAAGUUCAGUCUUUCGAGAAUACCCAUAUUUGUUUGCUCAUGCUGGUGAUCUGACAAUCCAUGAUGUAGAAGAUCUAUUAUAUAAUUACAAACAGCUGGUUUUCAAGUAUGUUUGUCUUUCCAAAGGGCUGGGUGGCACUACUCCAUCUCUACGUCUGUCCAAUUCUCAAACUCAUUUCCAGCAUGCUACUGAAACCAUCAAGGAACAUCUAGAAACUAGAUCAGUAGAGGCAAAUGACGAAUCACAAAAACAAACUGCUAAGACCAAUAGUUCCGGUACAUUUUCUCUUGUCAGUGAAGAAAACUUUGAGUCAAAGUCCCCGCAGGAGGAGGCAAUAGCACUGCAAGAGGAGGGAAAGGAGGAGACUUCUCAAUGACAUCUUACUGAGGCUGGGUCAUGUCUUCCACAGAAAGUAAUGCGACUUUUAGCAUAUCUGCCAUCAGAGCUACUUGUUUCUGCUUCUGCUGAGGAUAAUUCUAGUUCGUCUUUUGGUUUCAAAGAGAAUCUCACUAUCACUAAAAGGACAGCGAGAGAAAUGAAGGAACAAUUGCAAAUCUACUGUUUCAGUUCGCAGAACAUCAAACAGUAUUUCCGUGGAGGUGAUUAACAGCAGCCUUAUUCAGGAAAACCUGAUCCCAGAAGACAUCUGAUUUAUUCUCUUCCACAUGUAUGUAUCAUAAUUGGUUAUAUGGUAGCAGAAUGCACAUGAACAAGGAUGAUAAUAUUCUUGACGGCAGUGCCUGUUUGUUUUAACUUAUCAUGAGGUACAUCUUGAUUCUUUCAGUUCUUCUCUAAUACUUACCUUUCUCUAUUUCUCCUUAUUGUGACAUAUAGAUAAAGAUGCUGUAAAAUGGCGCCCCUAAUUAUUGCCACACUGCUACCUAUUCCCUUUUAUUCGAGGCUGUCAGUAAUUAUUAGGUUCACAACUGCUGUAUUGUUUUUCUCCAUUCGAUGAAUUUAGCUGGUUGCUCAUGAAAAUGGCCAAAGAGCUGUUACACUAAACUAGGACAAUUACCACACAGUUGCCCUACAUUUAAAAGCUUUUACCAUGAAAACUGACCAAUCAAGCAUAAAGUGGAAGGUCCAUAUAUGGGACCUUGAUAGAAAUGUAACCCCCUUUCCUCAUAGAUUUUUAUGUCACUAAUCUGUACAUUUUUCUUAAGUAUCACAGUUCAGGAAAUGCGACCUCAUCAUCUAUUAACAUAUCAUGAAUUGCAGCCUCAGCUGUGGGAUCCACUAUGCGAGAAUGGGGAACUCGGACUAGAAAUUGAAAGUAUACUACCAUACAUGUAAAAAGACAAUUGUAUGUAUAUUUAUCUCUCUUUAUUGAAAGUGAACGUCAUUCGGACGUUGUA